Molecule: messenger RNA, 1626 nt
Organism: Anopheles coustani
Lineage: Eukaryota; Metazoa; Arthropoda; Insecta; Diptera; Culicidae
Product: esterase B1-like
Exons: 7
Coding region: 1-1626 (541 amino acids)
Source: RefSeq, a predicted model, not a curated record
AUGAGCUCAACGGACCAUCCAGUGGUGAACACCCAAUAUGGCCCUGUUCGAGGCGUGAAAAAAGUGGCUUCAACGGGGGUUGAAUAUUUAAAUUUUCAAAAAAUACCCUACUGCAAACCACCGAUAAACGAACGGCGUUUUAAGGAUUUGGAGCUACCUGACCGAUGGACGGAACCACUCGAUUGUACGGGCCAAGGCCCGUCUGGGUUUCAGUACAGCAAACUAUUGAACAAAAUCAUCGGAAGUGAGGAUCAUUUGUACAUCAAUGUGUACACUAAAGAGCUGACACCAUCUAAGCCCCUUCCUGUGAUGCUGUGGAUUCAUGGUGGAGCCUUCAUGCGUGGCUCCAGUGGUACCGAUAUGUACGGGCCGGACUACCUCAUCCAGAAGGAUGUCGUCCUGGUUUCCUUCAAUUAUCGCAUCGGGGCCUUUGGAUUUCUUUCGUUCGAUUCGAAGGAAGUGGGCAUUCCGGGCAAUGCCGGCUUGAAGGAUCAGAACCUGGCCAUCCGGUGGGUGCGUGAUAAUAUUGCCAGCUUCGGUGGGAACCCCAACGAUGUGACGCUGUUUGGCGAAAGUGCCGGAGGCUGCUCGGUGCACUACCAUAUGGUGUCGGAUCGGUCGAAGGGUUUGUUCCAGCGGGCCAUCGUGAUGUCAGGCUGCACGCUAAACAACUGGUCCCUCGUGCCAAUGCGGGGUAUGGGCGAACGGUUGGCAAAGGCGCUCGGAUGGGAUGGAAAGGGAGGUGAAGGGGCGGCCCUGCAGGUACUGAUGAAGGCCAGCGCCGAGGAUAUCACGCUGAAGCAGGAUCAGUUGCUGACGGAAAAUGAGCUGGAAAACCGCAUCCUGUUUUCCUUCGGCCCAGUUGUUGAGCCGUACGUAAAUGAGCGCACUUUUAUCCCAAAACAUCCGCUGGAAAUGUGUCGGGAGGCGUGGAGCAACGAUAUCGAUAUACUUAUCGGAGGGAACUCUGACGAGGGUCUUUUCUGUUUGAGCGUAAUCAAAGAAAAUCCUGCCAUUAUGGACAAUCUGGGCGAUUUUGAGUAUCUGGUGCCACUGGAGUUGGGGUUGGUGAAAACGUCACAUAGGUGCAUCCAGUACGGUCAACGAUUGAAGAAGUUUUACUACGGAGAGACCGAGCCAUCGUUCGAAAAUCGUCAAGGCUAUUUGACGCUUAUGACGGACAAACUGUUUUGGCACGGGUUGCAUCGAACGAUCUAUUCCCGUGUCGAGCAUCGGCCGGAUGCAAAAACGUUCGUGUAUCGCUUCGCGGUCGAUUCGGAAACGUACAACCAUUAUCGGAUUUACUUCUGCGAUCGUAAUGUGCGCGGGACGGCCCACGCUGACGACCUGUCGUACCUGUUCAAGAAUGUGUUCAGUCCCGUUCCUGGAAAGGACACGUUCGAGUACAGGACUAUGCAAACGAUGGUUGAAUUGUUCACAAACUUCGCCACCACCGGAAACCCGAACGGAGGUGCGGUGGGAGAUCUAUGGAAACCGGUUGGUCCUACCGUUGGUCCGUACAAAUGUCUGAACAUUAACAAUGAUGGUGUGCAGUACGUGGACCUUCCCGAAACUGAGCGGAUGGAACUGUGGGAUUCGAUGUAUAGCAGAAAGGAGCUGUAUUGA